AUGGUUGCCCUCGCCGGUUGCGCCCUCGCCGAUGGUACCGUCAACACGGCCGUCACCGCCGACGGCGAGCGCAUCAUCGCCGGCUACCUCCCCUCGGUCCCUCUCAGCGUAGUCGGCCUCGCCUUCUUCGGCCUGUCAACCGCCGUUCUAUGGACCCACUUCUUCAGAUCGACACACGCGCGUUACAUGCUCACGCUUGCCAUUGGGAUGUUGUGCAUGACGCUAGGCUUCGUCUUCCGGAUCCUUUACCACAGCAAUCCCUCGACGUUGGGCAUGUACAUCUUGCAGACGAUGUUCAUUCUACUCUCGCCCUGCGCCUUCCUCGCCAUGGACUACCAGCUCCUCGGACGACUCGCGCGAGCGCUGGGCGACGAGGCGACUGAGGCCCUCUUCAUCCGCCCGACACGCAUCAGCAAGCUCUUCAUCACGUCGGACGUCAUUACGUUCUUCCUCCAAGCGUCGGGAGGAGGCAUGUCGGCCGGCGACAGCGACGGUAUGCGCAAAUUGGGACCCAAGAUCGCACUCGUCGGCCUCAUCCUUCAGCUCGUCUCGUUCGGCAUCUUCACCCUCCUCCUCCUCGUCUGGGGCUUGCGCGUUCGGAAGCGCCUCCCUCGCCCAAUCCCUCGCUUCCGUUUCAGCGCCUACAGCGUCUUUUCGAAGGAGCCCGUUGAGGACUGGCGCCCGCUUUUCUGGGUCAUGUGCUUGACUUGCGUCGGCAUCAUCGUCCGUUCGGCUUUCCGCAUCGUCGAGUACGCUGAAGGGUACUACGGGUACCUCGCGACGCACGAAAGCUACUUCUACCUCCUCGACGCCCUCCCCCUCUGGCUCGCCAUGUCGCUCUACUGCUACUUCUACCCCGCGCGCUUCAUCGACGGCGCGAGGUCGCACUCGCUCGCCGCAGUCAGCAGCUCGAGCUCUGAUGGCGCGCAUGCGUACUUGCAGAGGCCUUACGACGUCGUCGAGAAGGGCUCGCCUGGGGUGUACAGGAUGAACCAGUUUAGGUCGUAG
Molecule: messenger RNA, 1008 nt
Organism: Rhodotorula toruloides NP11
Lineage: Eukaryota; Fungi; Basidiomycota; Microbotryomycetes; Sporidiobolales; Sporidiobolaceae
Product: RTA-like protein
Exons: 5
Coding region: 1-1008 (335 amino acids)
Cellular component (GO): fungal-type vacuole; plasma membrane
Source: RefSeq, a predicted model, not a curated record